UCUUUCAUUGGAAAAUAUCUUUACAAACCAAUCAAAAUCAAGUAGACGUGCGGGCUAUGUUUAGCCUGAACUACUGCCUGAACAUUGUUGCCCGCGAGUUCAUAAACAACAUGGACGGCACAAACGAAGUCUACAAUUCAAACAACAACGAUUUAUUGACAAUAUCCGAUAGUCGUUUAGCAGAAUUACUUCAAGACCCAUCACAUUCCAGUGUUAACCUUUGUCCUAUACCAAGAACUGAUUUUAUGUCUUCAAGUACAAUCAAUGUGACGAAAUUGGACAGUCGUAGCAAAAACAUUUUAAUAACACAGUGAUAGAGUUAGUGCGAGACAGACCAUGCCUAUGGGACGUUUCAGCUAGAUCAUAUAAGGAGAAGCCAAAGAAAGAUGAAGCUUGGAGACAAGUUGCUACACAGCUUCGUGUCACAGACAUCGCAAUUUUAAAAAGUGAAUGGACAAGAAUAACAGCAAACUACAAAAAAGCAGGGAAGGGAAAUCUGGUGAUCCAGGUUGUAAGAAAUUGCCAAAUUGUGAAUUUUUUAAUGAAUUAAGUUUCCUGCAUGAGAUUUGUUCAACACACGAAACCUAUGGCAACAUAUCCAUCGUCAAUGAAGGAUCUCCAACACAACCAUUUGAAAAUAUAUUUCCCACUACUUCUCCUGCUUUAUCUGAUGUCUCCUCAAGUUCUUUAAUGUCAAACUCGCCUGCCUCGCCAGUUCCUGUUACCCCAGAUCAACAUAUUCAGAUGAAGAAAACUCAACCAAGUAGUAACUACUCCGAACGACGCAAGAGAAAACAAGACACAAGUGAAAUGGUUGAUGCCCUUAUGGUCAAAGCUUUACAUGAUUCACAGCUGUUGGGUAAAAAGGAAAACAAUCAUGAUCAAGAUGAUCCAGACAGUCUUUUUUGUGGAAGCAUUGUUGGUCAAAUGAAACAAUUGACCCCAAAAAUGAGAAAUAAAGCACGUUGUAAAAUUUCUCAAGUUAUGUUUGAACUCAUAAGUGAAGAACAAUGAGUUAUUGUUUGUUAUUUACAUUUUUGGGGAUUGCAUUGAAAUGUUUAGUUUUAACUGUUCAUUCUUAUUGCUAGACGAAUUAUAAAUAGAGUUAUGUCAUUACUAGCACAUUUUGAUAUUUUACAACAUUUCAACUAAUUUCAUGGAAGAAAAUAAUCUACGCAUUGUGGGGGAUUCUGUAAGAUAAGUUGCUAUAAUUAAUGAUGGUCAAAAG
This is a messenger RNA of Xenia sp. Carnegie-2017, 1228 nucleotides long. RefSeq lists its product as uncharacterized. Bases 451 to 1014 code for a protein of 187 amino acids. Gene Ontology annotation, molecular function: DNA binding. NCBI's taxonomy places the organism in Eukaryota, Metazoa, Cnidaria, Anthozoa, Malacalcyonacea, Xeniidae. The record is from RefSeq and is a predicted model, not a curated record. The transcript is spliced from 2 exons.